Messenger RNA from Diceros bicornis minor, 2813 nucleotides. It is a transcript of the gene JHY, whose product is annotated as junctional cadherin complex regulator. The record is from RefSeq and is a predicted model, not a curated record. Lineage: Eukaryota; Metazoa; Chordata; Mammalia; Perissodactyla; Rhinocerotidae. The transcript has 9 exons. Gene Ontology annotation, biological process: axoneme assembly; brain development. The coding region runs from base 142 to 2481 and encodes 779 amino acids.
GUCGCGGCCGCCGAGGAGUGCCGGGCAGGUGACAGGCGGUUACUUUCAACGAGGUAAUGCUUUUGUGAACUACAACUUUAAAUAUUCAGCCAACUGCUCGUGUCAACAAGAGUAUCCUGUUAAUUUUUAUACGUUUUCAAGAUGAGUCAUAGUAAAUUAAUUCCCAAGCUCUCUAUUCAACCUCCUGUCCAUCAUACCAACUUAAAGGUCCAGUCCACAGAGCCACCUUUUAAGAAAGAAGACUUACAUCUGAUUUCAAAAGACUCCUUGGAAUCUGAUUCAGAAAGCUUCCCUCAAGAGAUUAAGUCCCAGUUGGAACUUGAAGACCGAAUCCAGGGCAACGGUAUGGAUGCUGACAGCUUAGAGGAGGAGAGCCCUCUGCAGGAGAGCCUGAGCGAGACAGAAGAGGAAGCAAGCAGAGAAGCAGCUCAGGUGGCCAACAAGGAAAUCCUCCAGACCCAGGACAGCAGCGCCAAUGACAGCCGACACCCAAUAGAAGACAAAUAUUCAAACCUCCGAUAUGACCCAAACUGGAAGAAUAAGAAAGAGGAGGGGAGGUUGCUGACUGUGGAAGCAUUGCCGGAGUCGGUAGACAGCUCUACAGAAAAUCUGACUUUGGGUCCACUCUACCCUUCCAAGGAGACAUCAGUGGAACUCUCAGGGGGAGAAGGCGAACAGAAAAAGAGCCCACAGAGCGUAGCCUCCUUACUCGGUAGUGAAUUUUUAAGCCCAAACUAUGAGCACGGCGCCCAUGGCAGCGAGCCUUUCUCAGAGCUGAGCGACAGUGAUCUGGAGGAGAAGUGGAGCAACCUGUCUCCGUACUUGAAGAGUUCAAGUUCACAUAAUGAGGUUUUCCUGCCAGGAUCACGUGGCCCUCGGCGAAGGAAGUCCAAACAAUAUUUUGUGGAAAAAAACAAGCUGACUUUGGGAUUACCCACUCCUAAAAUGGACUCUUAUCUUCAACUUCACAAUAAAAAAAGAGGGGAAACUCACCAGGAACAGAUCUCCUACCCUGUCAGAAUAACAGACAAGACGUCUAUUCAGAAUGCCAAAGAGAUUGAAAAUGCAGCCAUCGAUCCUGAAGACAAAUGGCAUCAAAGAGCCCAACAGCUAAAGAAUUAUCAGGAACACUGGUCUCAACAUGAAAGUGCAAAAUCAAGCAAUGUACCAAGAGGUCAAUCUUCUGAAACAACCAAUGGCCAGCAACCUUCCAGAAGACCAGCCAAGCCCAAGAUCCCAAAACAGCGUAGACAUCAGCAUGGCCUGAAGUCUUUGGUGACUGAAGAGCUGGUUGUCAGUCAAGGAAACCAGAAUAACACUCCCAGACAGCAACGAAACCAAAACAAGCCUAUUGAGACUUCAAUAAAGCAUGAAACAAUUGUGAUUAUGAAUGCCCCUAACAACGAUUUACACCACUCAGAUGCACUUAGGAGCCAGGAUCCCAAAGUAACCUCCAAUAAAUUUGCUCUGCCACAGCGGACUUUUGACAAGGUAUUAUAUAAAAACUCUCCUGAAUAUCACUUGGUGAUGAAUGUUAAUAAAGAAAGAGGAUGCAAAGACCAAGAAGAGAAAAAAUUUUCAUAUCACCAGCUACACAUCAACACUCUUUCCAAUACGGACUUGAACUACCUUAAUGAACUCACUAAGAGACAAGUGCCCCUAAGCCAGAAAGGUGCUCAGUCUGUUUCCAACCUAAAUGUUAAUGGAUCAACUGAAAAUAAGAAGCAACCCAAACGGACUUUCACAGAGACAAAAUAUAAGAACUUAGAAAUAUUAUGGAAAUUCCAUUCUUCCUCUGACAGCCAACCUGUUAGAGCUUCUCCAGAUUCCCGGCUGGCUCAGAUAAUGGAGCAGCAUCAGCAAGCCUUAAUGCAGCUGACUGAGGUGCAGCCCAGUGAAGGGGCCUUAUCCAGCGUCACAUUUCCACCCAUAUUGUCAAGGGUGGAAAGUGAAUCUCAACUCAGUUCAGAGAGAAGCCAAAGAAACCAAAUGAAAAUUAGUCGUAGCAAUUCUGAAGGCUAUCUGUUUCAACUGGAGAAAGGAAAAAAGCACAGAAAAAGCAGCAGCAUUAAGAGUUCCAAGCUGAAAGGUUAUCAGAAAAGAGACGUGAAGCUUGGAGGCCUUGGACCUGACCUUGUGUCCGCCAGAGACAAAAUGCAGAAAUUAAUACAGCAAAAGGAAUAUGCAAAACAAGUUAAGGAGUACAACAUGAAGACACUCUCCAUUCUGUCAAAACCCCAAACAGCAAAAACUGAAAAUAAGUCUGCCAUCCCUCGGCAGAAGGCUUUGGAAUAUGCUAAGACCAUCCCCAAACCCAGACCUUCAAAUCUGACUGAUCAAGCAUCAAAGGAAAAGAAAAAUCCAACCCAUGCGGGAAAAGAAGACACUGUACCUGAAAUCUCACUGCUGGAAAUACUGCAGAGCAGACACGAAAGGGAAAAACAGGCUGUGGCUGCUUUCAAAGUCCUUCACAUUGUAUAGACGACGUAUGUGUAGGAGACCAAAAUCGCCCGGGGAAUGGACAUGGAGAAAAGAAACUCCAGCCGACCUCUCUGCAUUGAGAGUGCUGACCCAGGAUCGUCAUCUGACUGCAGUCCAUGUUCGCUUUGUACAGGAUUUAAAAUAGGGGGCCCUGUUACAUUAUGGUGCCAGAUUUUACUUUCUAGGAAGAACAUUUUUUUAAUUAUUUAUUUUCAAAUCAAUUAGAAUUUGGGUUGAAUAAGAACUAGGGAAUAAAGCCUUUAGUUUCAUAUUGGAUCUUUUGAUUUCUUACAUGAUCUCUACCCUUCCUUACCAUAAACUUUGAAGUUACU